AUGUAUUUUGAUCAAUUGCGCAAGGAGGACAACCAUACUCUUGGCUGGGAUGUGGUGGUCAAUUAUGGCGUGAAUGAGAUCAACAAAGCGUUGGCUGCGGCGCACGCAGACUCGGAUUCCAGGAAUUCCAUCACGCACAUCACCUUCCAGGUGACAGGGAGUGACUGGAAAGGCGACGAAUACAACGUGGACUACAACUUCUCGCUUGGUGCCCCCAUCAUCCAGGUCACCUUUAAGGACACAGUCGGCUUCAUCUGCGAGCUGACUGUCCCCGUCAUCUCAGGUAUCGCCACCGGCCACAAUGGAGAGGACAAGGCCGAGCAGACCGUUGGGAGCGACGUGUACACGUUUGUGAUUGACGGCCUCUUGAUGGGCACCGCGCUGGGAGGCUCGACGGGAGCCAUCACGCCCCCGGACACGCCAUUUAUCUUCCCUACGGACUCUAAAGACGGCAUUGUGACGAUUGACUUUCCGACCUCGAAGGAUAUGUCGGUGUCGAUCCAAGAUGGCCGCCGUGCGGACAAAAAGACCAGGAUAUCGUUUGUGGAGGCCCAUAAGGCGGACGUUUGCCUCGCGAUAGCCCAGCAGCUGCGCACCACCUACAAGAACGUGCGCCUGGAGCUGGCCCGGGUGAAUUCCUCGGCAGCCCCCGGCGAUGCGGUCCAGCUGCAGCCGAGAAGCUUCAUGUUCGCCGUCCUCUCUGAGAAGAACAAGACAGUGCUGAAGGAAAACAUCCUCAGCGUCUUCAUCCAGACGGGCAGCACCGAGUCUGGGACGCGCGAUGAGAGUCGGGGCCGCAAAUGGUCAGCCCUUUGGCUCGAUACUCUGAGAAUAUCCCCCAUCUACAGCAGCCAUACGGCAUCGAUGUUUUUCAAAAAGGAGACCAUCUACGACUUGAUGAUCCGCCCUGCGAUCAGGAAGCAUGGGAUGUCCAGCUCCCUCCGGUCCAGCAGGGGCACUAUCUCUCUGGAUCUGUACACCGGCCAGAGCAUGCAUCGCGAUGCAUAUGUAUAUCCGGACCCCGAGCCUGAUCGCUUCAGGAACUAUAGGAAAGUUUCCCAGAUCAACGCGGAUCCAGAUCCCAUUGCUUUGGUUCUCAAGACCGAAGGAGAUGCUGUCAAAUGCAGGGGAACCUGCACCUACAGCUACAAAUUUGACUGGAUGCAGGAGUUUGGGUAUACAGGAGAUGAAGUUUUGUCGUACGGCACUGUGACAGUGACAAACACGCUGGACAAAACCCUGGGAACCACCACAUUUGUCGACGACUACGCAUUAAACAUGGGCUGCACGAUCUCUGCGGGCGACUGGACGCGCAAACUGGUGCCGGACAAUCAGGACUUCUGGCACAAAUUUACGGGAGGGUCAGAGGAUAUCCCAUUCUGGGUCAGUAAGCUGGAUCUUGUUCUCGACACCAUCAAGAUGGACUUUGGCUCCCUUUAUUUCUUCCUCACCACCAACCUGCUGAUGCCCGGCAAGAAGGUGAUCCAGAUUGACAAGUCAUUGGGCUUGCAGGUAGUCGGCAGUUUGUAUAUUGCGGGAGAUGUUAUCGCAAGCUAA
Penicilliopsis zonata CBS 506.65 is the source of this 1557-nucleotide messenger RNA. RefSeq lists its product as hypothetical. Bases 1 to 1557 code for a protein of 518 amino acids. The transcript is spliced from 4 exons. NCBI's taxonomy places the organism in Eukaryota, Fungi, Ascomycota, Eurotiomycetes, Eurotiales, Aspergillaceae. The record is from RefSeq and is a predicted model, not a curated record.